AUCGAGGCAAUCAGUUGUUGUUGUGGCUCUCAUUCACUUGUGCAUACUCCCAGUCCCUCUCGCCUACGCUUCAAACACACCGCGAGGGCGCGCCCUCUGCUCUCUUCUCCGUCUUUUUGUCUCCCUACGUCAACAAACCCCCCUCCCCACUUCCCCGCCCAUGUGGCUCCGCCUCCGCCUCGCGAUGGUGGCGCUCGCCGCUCUUCUUUUGCCGCUCCUCGUCGCCGCAGGGCUCUGGGACGGCGGCAAGCCCGAGUCCAAGGUCGCCCGCAACGUCCUCGAAGGCAAGACGGAGGGGUACUGCAGCCCGUCCGGGCCGAUCGAGGCGACCAACUGCGCGUACGAAACCGUCGAAGCACUGAACAAGGACCUCUUCCCCGCGCUCCACAGCCUCGUGUCGCACCCCUUCUUCCGGUACUACAAAGUGGACCUGUACCGGGAAUGCCCGUUCUGGCGAGAGAACGGGCUGUGCAUGAACCGGGCGUGCGGCGUCGAGACGAUCGACGAGGCCGACGUGCCCGAGAAGUGGCGGACGGCGGCGCUCUCCGAAGUGGUGUUGACGGACGUCAACGAGGGCGUGAACGGGUGCUAUUUCCGCGACGACGACUUCUGCUUCAUCGAAGACGACGCGACGCCGGACGGGCAGUACAUCGACCUCAUCGAGAACCCGGAGCGGUUUACGGGAUACGCGGGCGACUCGGCGCACAACGUCUGGCGCGCAAUUUACCAGGAGAACUGCUUCGGCUUGAGCGAGAGCGUCAUCGAAGCCGCGCGCAAGGGCAAGGUCGUUCCCGGCCGCUCCCGCGCCGCCGGCAUGGGCUUGAACCCACUCCAAGCGGGGCAUGCGCCGCAAGACGCCGACCUGUGCGAGGAGAAGAAGCUCUACUACCGCCUGAUUUCUGGCCUGCACGCGUCCAUCUCGAUCCACAUCUGCGCCGACUACCUCGACCAAGCGACGGGGGAGUGGGCGCCUAACCUGGACUGCUUCGUCUCCCGUGUCGCGACGCACCCCGAGCGCCUGUCCAACGUCUACUUCAACGCGGUGCUCCUACUGCGCGCCGUGGCGCGCGCAGCCCCCUACUUCCGCGCGUACGAUAUCGGGAUCACGCCGCGCGGCCGUGAAAACGAAUGCACGCGCGCGCAACGCGCGUCCGACGCGCGCACGCGCACCGAGUUCGACGGCGUAAUCGGGCUGGCACAGCGCCUCGCCUCCGGUUUCGACGAAGAAGCGUUCUUCGCGGGCCCCGACGCGCCCGUCCUCAUCGAGCAGUUCAAGGGCGCGUUCCGCAACGUCAGCGCGAUCAUGGACUGUGUCGGGUGCGACAAAUGCCGGCUGUGGGGCAAGAUGCAGGUGGGCGGGUUCGGGACCGCGCUCAAGAUCCUGUUUGCGCUCGACGACGCCGACCUCGAUCCCCGCGCGAACCCGAACCUGCUGCAGCGCAGCGAAGUCGUCGCGCUCUUCAACACGCUGCACCGCGUCACGGAGAGCCUGCAGGCCGUAGAGGAGUUCAGGCAGAUAUAUGCGCGCACGCAGGCGGAGGAGGCGGCGGCGGCGCCGGGGCGCGUCGCGCGCAAAGCUGCGGAGCGGGAGGCCGCGCGCAUGGCCGCGCGCGAGAGGGAGUGGGGGCCGUGGCUGGGUGCUGCGGCGCUGUCGGUCGUCGCGGCGGUGAGGAGGGGGUGUGGCGGGUGUUCGGAAAAGACGCAUCCUGGAUUCCCGCCUCAUCCCUCCAAAAGGUGGAAAGCGAUUACGACACCACCCAUAGUACUCAAUCUGAUAGCAUGA
Molecule: messenger RNA, 1783 nt
Organism: Cutaneotrichosporon oleaginosum
Lineage: Eukaryota; Fungi; Basidiomycota; Tremellomycetes; Trichosporonales; Trichosporonaceae
Biological process (GO): protein folding in endoplasmic reticulum
Cellular component (GO): endoplasmic reticulum membrane; endoplasmic reticulum
Molecular function (GO): protein-disulfide reductase activity; FAD binding; thiol oxidase activity
Source: RefSeq, a predicted model, not a curated record